UCCUUUAUUUAGUAGGAACAUUAAGUUGAUCUGCGGUUGGGGGUAAAAGUAUACAAUAUGAUCAAGCUUCCUAGUAUCCAACAUUGUAUCCUUUUGAUAUCUACUUCGAUUGAAUUUCAUUCUUGUUACAUCAUCACGCAGAUUCUUCCUCUGAUUCAGAAAUAUAAAGCUGUCCAUUUAAAUAGAACGGAUGCUCGCCUCGCCAAUAAUGGUCAGCCCAUGGAGAUUCAGAGGCUUCGCUGCCGAGUAAACUUUAAUGCUUUGAGGUUCACUCCUCAGAUUGAAGAAUUGGGCAGAAAAGUAAUUAAAAUACUUAGGCAAAAUGGUCCUUUCAUGGUACUUCAUCUUAGAUAUGAAAUGGACAUGUUAGCCUUUUCUGGGUGUACUCAAGGCUGCAAUAAGGAGGAGGUGAACGAGUUGACAAGAAUGAGAUAUGCUUACCCGUGGUGGAAAGAGAAGAUCAUAAACUCUGAUUUGAAAAGGAAAGGCGGUCUAUGUCCUUUGACACCUGAGGAAACUGCUCUCACAUUAAGGGCAUUAGACAUUGAUCGUAAUAUCCAGAUUUACAUUGCUGCUGGAGAAAUUUAUGGUGGACAAAGAAGAAUGAAUAGACUUGCAGCAGCUUAUCCAAACUUGGUUCGGAAGGAGACAUUGUUGGAAUCUUCAGAUCUUAGGUCAUUUCAAAAUCACUCGUCUCAAAUGGCAGCACUCGAUUAUCUUGUUUCACUAGAAAGCGAUAUUUUUGUUCCUACCUAUGACGGAAAUAUGGCUAAAGUUGUUGAAGGCCAUCGGAGGUAAUGAUUUUGUGAUUAUUUGACUUGCGUUGAAAAUAAUUAGAAAGAAGAUUUCAACAAUUUGCACUAUAUUCUCUCUCUUUUCUCUGGGUAAUUAAUCAAACGCAAAGGGUGCAGAGUCAAGUAGGAUUUACGACCACAAUGAAGUUUGAACUCAUAUCCUGAAACUGAUUCUUUUUAAGCUCGGAUUUAUUGUAAUAGUUGAUUUGUUAAGUUAAAGUGUAUUUCG
Messenger RNA from Olea europaea var. sylvestris, 1023 nucleotides. RefSeq names its product O-fucosyltransferase 34-like. The record is from RefSeq and is a predicted model, not a curated record. The transcript has 3 exons. Gene Ontology annotation, cellular component: cytoplasm. Lineage: Eukaryota; Viridiplantae; Streptophyta; Magnoliopsida; Lamiales; Oleaceae. The coding region runs from base 58 to 798 and encodes 246 amino acids.